Molecule: messenger RNA, 1440 nt
Organism: Schistosoma turkestanicum
Lineage: Eukaryota; Metazoa; Platyhelminthes; Trematoda; Strigeidida; Schistosomatidae
Source: the annotation of a GenBank genome assembly
AUGUUAAUAUUGACUAAUUUUUGUCCGAAUUUAUCCUCAGGUGAACUCUCACAGACACGUGACGCUAUUGCUCUGAUUUUAAACAAGAUUGCUGAGGAUCCUCAGUCAUCCAGUUGUCCAAAUAUAUCUUACUCCGAAAUAAUCGGGCCAGUCGCAAGUGCUUACCCCACCGGCUCACCUUAUGCUUUAGCGGUUGGAUCGCAUCCAGGAUUACCUGCAUGUGGAAUGGGUUUUGGUUCGGAUAUGCAUUUCAGAGCAGCCCCAGGCUCGAAUCCCAGCUUUUCACCUCCUCAUAUUAAUUCUCUUUCACCUGUAAGUCCAACUACCUCGAAUCCAGCUUCUGGAUCAAUUUUCGGUGGAAGUUCUUCCCCAGCUGUUGCUGCUGCUAUGGCUGCAAUGAGUGCAGUUGCUGCCUGUUCUCCAAACGCCAAGUCAUCGUCUGCAUUGGUCCCAAAUGGUGGUAGAGCAUUAAUGGGCCGUGGUGUAACUAGUACACACUCAAGAUCUGUCGCAACACAUUAUAGUGCUAGGAUUUCGCCAACUUAUGGAUCACCAGGACCUGUCAUCUCUUCACCUAACUCUGGUAUGGGUCUUGAGGGAAUACGUAGUGUUUUAAAAAGUGCUGGCUAUUCUGAUGCAGCCACAGAUGAGAUUGCCAAUGCCAUGGAUGUACUAAGCCUAUACGGGUUUAUUUCAAUGUCCAGUUUAACUGGAUGCAUAAACUCUUCGCCGAUGAUUAAUUCACCUCCAAACAAUCAUCUUGCUGUAAAUUCCAAUGCGUUAAGUGGAAUAGGCAAAUCAUGUACUAACUUCGACUCAUGUGGUCAACAAUCUCCAGUGUUAUCAAAUAGUUUUCACUCUAACGAUCUCCCACUGCAGAAUUUUCGAAAUCUUGCGGCAGCAUCUAUCCAAAAUUGUGUCACUUCUCAACCCAGUCAGAUAUACAUGCAUAAACGAUCUUCAUUCUCUUCGUACCAACCUGUCAGUAUGAAUUCGCAUCCACGUGCAAAUCAUUUAACUGCUACAACAUGCAACAAUAUUGACACUAACAUUGAAGUCAUUCCAGUCAUUAAAGAGUUGAAUGUCCAAGAUUCACUUUGCGUCUCAUCUGGUCCGAUAGUUUGUGGGUCGGUAGAAAGCCAUAGUUUAGAUUUAACUACAGGUCUUUAUUCUUCUAUCACUUCAAGUGAAAGAUUAAAUCCGAAAAGUUCCACUCAGUCCCCUGUUUUAGGGAUUCGGACUGCCUCUCCAGUAUCCAAUAUCUCAAUACCAAUCAAACGGAACGGUGUGACCACUGAUAGUUCUACUAAUGGCUUAAUACCCCGUCGAGUUUCGGAUGGCAGUGUAGGUGAAGAACAUCAUAAAAAUAAUGGGACUUGUCGCAAUACAGCUUCUAUAAAUAAUGACACUAGUCGAACAAAUAGUUUAUGGAAUUUAUAA